This is a messenger RNA of Necator americanus (New World hookworm), 834 nucleotides long. RefSeq lists its product as uncharacterized. The record is from RefSeq and is a predicted model, not a curated record. The transcript is spliced from 3 exons. NCBI's taxonomy places the organism in Eukaryota, Metazoa, Nematoda, Chromadorea, Rhabditida, Ancylostomatidae. Bases 1 to 834 code for a protein of 277 amino acids.
AUGGACUUCUCUACUCCCCCACCGAACUUUAGUGGGGAUCCGGCGGACGUUCAGACUAGUGUAGCUGCAAGUGUCGACUCUACUGUUCUCACCUCAGACGAUAACCCAGUACGUCCUACCGCGUCUGUGAAGAAUCUCUCCAUUACUCCCACAGCAUCCUUAGUUUCUUCGACCCGCGCCGCCACUUUGGGUGAAGUCGACGUUGCGUCCUCUUGUUCUAGCGGUUCCUUCCCGUCAUCUCCACCGGGUCCGUCCAAGCCGUGGACGGCCGAGUCUCUCAGUCAUGAUGAUACCAGCUGGGCCAGCCCUUCAGAAGUUUCAUUAGCAUUCGGGGCGAAGUUCGUUAACCCGCGUCCCGUCCGUAUUCUCCGUAGCCCACUUCUACGGGUAGAUCUCCGGAUCCCGACGGAAACUUAUUCGCACCCUCCUCCUUCCGGCCACCUUAAGCCUCGCUUUAACCGGACGUUGUUACCCUUAAUUUCGAUACCGAAGGACGGAGUACCUCUGGCAGUUCCUUUGAUAAAACUGCAGCAUUUGGAGGACAUCAUCGCGUUUCGACAGCGUUCCUCCCUCAUUAUCCAGGAAGUAUUAGCGAGCUCAUAUUCAGAUGUUGACGUCGGAUCGGUGGAAGAGACUCCCUCGGGUCGUCACGGUACCGUGAAUCUACCGCCUAUUGUUGAUCGCAUUAGACCUGUCCUUUACCAAGCGGUUUCAACAGGAUGGGGUUCCGGCGUUAUCCUCGAAGCUAAAGACUUCUUCACUGUAGGGCCCGAUCGUCGCGAUUUGCAAUGCAUAAUCUUCGAUCAGCAUACCAUCAAUGUUGUUAGCUCCUGA